CUCUCAAGAUGCAUUGAGUUCAGUAUGUAGAGCUAAAGACAAGAAAGUUUUUUGGUUUGUUUUGUUUUUGUAGAGAACGUUGGUAACAUCACUGGGUUUUUUUUUUUUGAUAGCGGUGUCAGCCUCUGGAUACUAGAGCCAAUGGAACUGUUUUUAACUAUGCCAGAUGUGAACCCUGCCCAUGGUGUCUUAGAUUUGUGAAUGGAUGAAUAUUUAAACAACAGUCUUCAGUCUUGCUUCAAAAUGUCCCUGUGUGCGUCUUCUCACAAGGAUUUUUCUCAAUUGCUGCCACUUCAGGAUAUUGGAUGCAAUAAAACAGAAAUUAAAAACUCACCUACUAGUAUCGUAUCUCCAGUUCCCUACAGCUGUAAUCAGUCCACGCUGACAGCAGAACACAGUCCAGUCUAUAUUCCCUCAUCUUACACGGAAACCAGACAUGAAUAUUCUGCAAUGGCAUUCUGCAGUCCUGCUGUGAUGAAUUACAACAUUACCAGCAAUUUUGGCGAUUCAGAGACUGCAUCUGUGAGGCAAACAUCAAGCCCCAAUGUGUUAUGGUCUGCUCCCAGCCAUCUCUCCCCUCUGACACUGCACUGUCAGUCAUCACUUCUGUACGCAGAGCAGCCAAAGAGUCCAUGGUGUGAAGCAAGACCGAUGGAGCCUGUUCUACCUGUGACCAGAGAAACAUUAAAAAGAAAAACUAACGGCAAUGACUGUACAAGCCCGAUUGCAAAUACUCCUGGCUCAAAAAGGGAUGCCCACUUUUGUGCAGUCUGCAGUGAUUAUGCUUCAGGAUACCACUAUGGGGUUUGGUCAUGUGAAGGCUGCAAAGCAUUCUUUAAAAGAAGUAUUCAAGGACACAAUGAUUACAUCUGCCCAGCCACCAAUCAGUGCACGAUAGAUAAAAACAGGCGCAAAAGCUGCCAGGCGUGCCGGCUACGGAAAUGUUAUGAAGUGGGAAUGAUGAAAUGUGGCUCAAGAAGAGAACGUUGUGGAUAUCGGAUCCUGCGUAGCCAUCGUAAUUCAGAAGAUCAUGUGCAUUGCAUUGGCAAAGCUAAGAAAUACGGUGAGACGGCAACCCGCGUAAAAGAGAUCCUGCUCAGCUCAGUCAGUCCAGAGCAAUUUGUUUUGACACUACUUGAAGCGGAGCCUCCCAAUGUGCUGGUGAGUCGUCCCAGCAAACCAUUCACGGAGGCCUCCAUGAUGAUGUCGCUGACAAAACUGGCAGAUAAAGAGCUGGUUCACAUGAUUGGUUGGGCCAAAAAAAUUCCUGGCUUCAUUGAUCUCAGCCUCUAUGACCAAGUAAGACUUUUGGAGAGUUGCUGGAUGGAAGUUUUAAUGGUUGGUUUGAUGUGGAGAUCAAUUGACCAUCCUGGGAAACUGAUUUUUGCACCAGACCUUGUAUUAGACAGGGACGAGGGGAAAUGCGUAGAGGGAAUUUUGGAGAUCUUUGAUAUGCUUCUGGCCAUGACCUCAAGGUUACGAGAGCUGAAACUGCAGCACAAGGAGUAUCUGUGUGUCAAGGCAAUGAUUCUCCUCAAUUCCAGCAUGUUUCCCUUGUCAGGAGAAGAACCUGAAAGCAACAGGAAACUGCAUCACCUGCUUAAUGUGGUCACAGAUGCUUUGGUGUGGGUUAUUGCAAAGAGCGGAAUCCCCUCGCAGCAGCAGACCACUCGCCUGGCCAACCUGCUGAUGCUCCUCUCUCACGUCAGACACGCAAGUAACAAGGGAAUGGAGCAUCUCCUGAGCAUGAAGUGUAAAAAUGUGGUCCCAGUGUAUGACUUGCUGCUGGAGAUGUUGAAUGCGCACACUCUCCGAGGGCAAAGGAAGUCCCCGGCCACGCAUCCUGAAUUUGGCCCGUUAGAACAAAUGGAGACUGGAGACAGUCUGCGGAAUGGGGCAGCCCAGUAAUUCUGCUGAGACCUGGAGAUGUGACGCUUUUUCAAAGCUAUGGGAGAAAACAAAACUGCUGUGGUGGGACUACUGAAGUGCGACCUAGUGCGAGUCCUCAUCUCUUCUAGAUUUGCACAUUGAUAUCUCGGGAAAGGCUUGUGGGAUGCACACUUCUGUCCAUAUUUCUGACAUUUUAAUAGCUGCACUUUAACAGUGCCUUUUCGGAGACUCUUCAAAAGCACCUUAUGAAAUUAAGCCUCAGAACACUGCUGUGAGACAGGGAAUUACUGCCUCUCCUUUUCAGAGGCAGGCAAACUGUGACAGAGAGAUAAAGGGACUGGUUUAAGAUGACAGAAGUCAUCUGAGUCAGGGCUAGGAGUGAGCACCUAAGUUUCUGUCUCCCAGACCAAGGCUUUUAUGUGAUGACUAGAUGAUCUCCUCUUUCAGCAUGAGACUGUAUGAAAUGUAGAGCAGCAUUUUGGGAUAGAUCCGCUUACCUAUGUGUGCUGGUCCCUGGGGAAUUCUGCUUUGCAGCUGAUCGAGAUAAAGUGCCGAGAUAUGUACAGUGUAAAGGAGUUUCUUCUAUUCUUAAAUAUGCAAUGGCUGCAAGGGACUUCAUUUGAAGGCCAUUCAGAAUAGUUUCUAAGGCCAGUUCAGAGCCUCUUCAGAAACGUUAAACCAAGCUUAAGUUUAUAUUUUGUGUGCCUGUUCUUAACACUCACAUUAUUAUCUGCAUAUAAUUCUUCAGUGCUUUAAAGAAUGACCAAACUGCCUGGAUAUUUCAGUUAAUGCUGACCUUUGAAAUGUGCUUUGUCUGUGAGAUUAACAUGUUGUUUUAUAUAUUUAUUAAUGAUGUUAAAUCUAUUAUAAUAAUUAGGUACGAGAGGUUGCUCUGUGAAUAUUAACUGUUCGCAUUUGUAUAUGAUCUGCUAAUCAGGGCUUGUGAAAUUGGCUAGAAACGAGCCAUCUUCCUUCCCCUUUGGACUUGCUUGUGGAUUUAUGUCCUCUUGCAGCCAUCUUGCAAGGGGGAGGCAGUGGACUAGAGCAUGAGCUGGGACCUGGUUUUGCCUGCUGCCCUCAGGUUUGCUGCUUGCUUGUUCAGAAAGCACGAGGCACCUUAUGCUGUGGGUUUCAUAUCUUGCAUCGGACCCUUCAAAGAGCAGGGGCGGGACAGUUCUGGCACUUCCUUCGCUGUGCAAGUGUGAGGCCUUGUUUGAAUUUCAUUGAAGAUGUGGGUUUAACCCCCUCUGUCUUGCUGAUUUCUGCAUGUGUUUAAGCUGAGAAAAAACCCAACAACAUAGGAAAUAGCCUGGCUGGCGGCCUCAGUGUAGAGCAGGAUGGCAUCAUUCAGUCUCGCAACUGCCAACAUUGCAUUUUGAUGUGAGCUAGGAUCAUGCUAAAUGGAUAUUUUUAAAUGUAAUGCAUGCAUUUUCUGGGCAUUUCAGGUAUGGAGGAAAUAAACUGGGGUUGGACCAAAUGCCUAUUUUGAGCCAAUAAGUCUUUUGCGUUAGGGACUUUAUCAGUAUGCCAUUUGCAUACUUGGAAUAUUAAUCGAACUUUUGAUCUUGGUGUUUUUUUAAAGCCAAGGAGAGUAUUUUUUAUAGGAGGCACAAAAAGAGUUUUCAGUGAGUUGCACAAAUCUGUUGUCUUGUUUUGAUCUUGUACUAUACCAGAUGCUGCUGAUGGUCUAAAUUUUUACUGGCUACCUUUUUAGUGUUUUUAAGAAACUGUAAUAUAGCAGUGCCCUUUGAAAUAAGUGUAAUAUUUACUACAAAAAAAAGGGAAAAAAUGUGAGUAGAGGCUGGAAUUUAGUGGUACUUUCAUUUUGAGCGAGGCUUUGCUGUGAAACAGAUGUGUUUUGGUGUUUCUUGGGCUUGAUCACGUUCUGGCCUCUCUGCCUGAUGUACUGUUUUUUCCUCUGAGCUUCAUACCCUGCGCAAUCUUUUUGUUUAAUGCAGUUUUUCAAAGAAAUGUUUAAGUAAGUGAUUAUAUUUGUCUGGUUUUGCAUUAGAAGUGCUGAAUCUGUGUGCAAUCCUGAAACAAACCUCUUAAAAAGAAAAUGGGAAAGAGUGGGUGUAAAUUGUAAAAUUAACUUCUAAAUGGAAAUUUGCUCUGGAUUGCCUCUAUGAAAGGGCGAUGCUGCAGAUUUGUGCCUCGUCUUGUGAUUAAUAUAUGCCAUUACUAGCACAGUGCAAAUAGGAAACCGAUGUUAUUUUAACACAUUCUUGUUGUCUCGGUGAAUAUAAUUUUAUUAAAAGUUGUUACUAGUGUUUUAAAAUGGGCAAAAGCCAGUAGCUGUUGACUCUCUGGAUUAAAGUAGCUGUGGUCAUAUUUGGACAAGGAGGAGGCGCAUGUCUCUAAAACAGCACAGUUUAUAAUCAGGGAGCUGUGUGACAAAAGGACGGAACAAGAGUGCCUUUGGCUCUUGCGAGAGAUGCUGGGUUGAUCAUGGGUCUGUAUCCCACAUGCCCACUCAGAUGCUGUGUUCCUGCUGUGGAGCACAUCCAUGUCCCUGCCAAGCUUGAGCAGAGCUGCCACACUGUGUUUCAAUUCAGAUUUUGGGGAGGCUUUUCCAGUUUCAGCAUGAAUGAAUUGAGGGCUGUGAGCAGGGGGGGAGGGCAGGGCUGGUUUAUUGCUUUCCUGCACUGCGCUGCUGUACACCAGCCUCUGCUGGGAGCUGGCCGGAGGUGGCUGUUUCUACUUGAAGAAAUGAUGCUGCGGUUCUGGGAUGUUCGUGAGCAAAUGUGGUUCAUGCAGGAGUGCCGGUUGCCAUGGCUUUAAAGAAAAAAAUUGAAUAGGGAAACAAAACCAGCCCCAACUUUUCCUUACACUGUAAAAAGCUUGCUCAAGUUCCGCUCAAGUCUGGAGCUAGAACUGAAGAGUAAAACAAACCUGAUCUUUUAUAAUAAUAAUUCAUUCCUUAUUGACUGAAUGAUAAAUCUGUACAAGGGUCAUUGUGAUGAAAGGAGAGCAUCCUUUUAAGUGCUGGAACUUUUUCUGUUCUUCCUGAUGGCCUGUGAAGUAUGGAAGACAUUUUUCUGUAUUUGCAUUAUUAGAGUGGUUUAAAAGAGCCUAAAAAUGCUGUGAGGUCCCAGAAAGUUGCUUCUUGGCCCUAUUCAAGCUGUCACCAGUGACCUGCUUCUUCUGAGGUAAGAAUUUUUGUCUUGUUUGGACUUCAUCGUAGAAUCAAAAAAUCAUAGAAUCUUAGAAUGGUUGGGAUGGGGCACCCAAAACUGCUGGGCAGCCUGUUCCAAUGUCUCACCACCCUUGCAGUAAAGAACUUCUUCCUAAUAUCUCUCCCUUCCUUGCCCUUCCCUACCAAGGUAAGUGCCCAUGGGAGACAAGAUGCUCUUACCUGGAGAGCUAAGUUAAAAACAAAGUAUGGAUUUGCAUGACUUCGUCUGAGGGGCUUUACGGUGAGCACAGCCCAAGGGCCUGUCACAGGAAUUACUGCUUUAUAAGGCUGAAUAGUGAACGUACAUAGAUUCAGUAGAUCUAUCAGUAUAUUCUGUUCAGUUCUUUGCAUGGUAGAGAAGCUUAUAAACCCCCAAUCAAGGAGAGUUACCACCAUGGCAGCUGCUUUUAGUCUUAGCCCAGCUGUAGACCGCACCACUUCUUUCCAUGGUGCAUGGUCCUGUGAUCCUUCCACACACUCAGAGUCAGAAGUCAUGGGAACGCCUUUGUUAUCACCACCACUUGUCUUGGAAGAAAGCGUUUGAUAUUAUUUAUGUAUGUAUGUCCUGCAAAAUAGUUGUUCAGCAAAGCAGUUAAGGACAUGGUCAUCUGCUGUGCUGAGCCAGUGCCUAAACGAGAGCGCUCUGAAUGGGAAUAUGAAAAGCAAAUGAAUUGCUAAAAUCUGGAAAAUAAGUAUUAUUAAUUUUUCACAGUGUUUUACUACUGAAGUGUGGUAAGUUAAAUGGCACACUGUUUCCUAGCUAAAGACUUCAUUUUACUUAUGAUCUGGGUAUUUUAAACUCUUUACAUCUUUACACAUAGGAGUCACCUCCACUCACGCAUUGAGUGUCAGUGAUUUCAAUUUAACUGCAUAACAAGAUUGCUGUGCUAUAGAAAUGCCAACUUCUGCUGCUACUGCCUCAACUGACAAAACCUUCGCUCAUCAAUAACCAUGUACUAAGGAGCUGGCAUGGCCACGAACAGUGCUACUGCACGUUUCCUAUGUCCAUUUUCCUCAGAAUUUUCUGUUCCGAGUCCUAUUUUAUAUGUGAUUUUAGUUUAAAUGUUUCACCUUCACUGCACGUUUGUAAUGGAAACAGGUUUAUGACGGAAGCUGGUGCCUUUUCAAGUACUUUAUGUAUGUAAUUCUAAUGUGAAAAAACCCCACGAUCCCAUCCUUUCAGCUGUUCUUCAGUUCUGUGGACUUACUUAUCGUACUUGUUUAGUGAUGUGUGUUUCAUUCAGUUGUAAAUUAUUGUGGCUGAAUAAACAGGUAUCAUGAAACCUAAA
Molecule: messenger RNA, 6354 nt
Organism: Strigops habroptila (Kakapo)
Lineage: Eukaryota; Metazoa; Chordata; Aves; Psittaciformes; Psittacidae
Gene: ESR2
Product: estrogen receptor 2
Exons: 9
Coding region: 202-1908 (568 amino acids)
Biological process (GO): estrogen receptor signaling pathway; cellular response to estradiol stimulus; regulation of DNA-templated transcription
Cellular component (GO): nucleus
Molecular function (GO): nuclear estrogen receptor activity; zinc ion binding; steroid binding
Source: RefSeq, a predicted model, not a curated record